Babesia ovata is the source of this 9783-nucleotide messenger RNA. RefSeq lists its product as uncharacterized. The transcript is spliced from 3 exons. NCBI's taxonomy places the organism in Eukaryota, Apicomplexa, Aconoidasida, Piroplasmida, Babesiidae. Gene Ontology annotation, molecular function: metal ion binding. Bases 1 to 9783 code for a protein of 3260 amino acids. The record is from RefSeq and is a predicted model, not a curated record.
AUGUCUUUCCUUCAUGGUGUUCUUGAGACUGUGAAGGAUGAUGAAAGUGUUACAAAAUAUAGUGAUAUUAAUGAUAUUAACAAUGUUAUUAAGAAAUUAAAUGAUAGUGUAGGUAAAGGCCGUGAGGCCUUCCGUGUCGCCGUGACUCAGGUGGACGAAAAAAUCAAGAAAGUUACAAGCCCACUUAGCUCACUUUAUAGCGAAAUUGACACGUAUAAUAGUAGCAUAGAUGGUACGAAAAAUGAUAGCAUUAGUCUGCAACACGAUAAGUGGCAGCGUAAUGUCACACAAUACUUCACCUAUGCCGAGCAGGCAAACAACGCACUAGCUAAUUUAGAUACUAAUCUUAAGAAUAAAUUAGAAACGCCGAUUGGCAAAAUACAUAGUGUUGUGAAAUUGGUGUAUGAGUCGGCUACCGACUUAGAGUUGGAUGCGCAGGUGAGGAAGGUGGACUGGGAGCUGGGGGCCAAAAAAAGAGAGAUUGAAAACAAAAUUGCCGAAAAAUCGGAAGAGCUCCAAAAGGAGUUGGACACUAGGAUCGGCGAAAUACACGGCAAACUGAGAGAUAUUGAAGACAAGCGUUCCGAUAAGUUGGCGCCGUUGUUAGUACUGGUGAGUGAGUUGGAGAAAGAUGUUACAGAAGCAAACUCAGCAGCAGAGAAGUUGAAUAAUGAGUAUCACGGUGAGAUUGUAAAUGGGUUGGGCGUAAUUUAUGGUGAGUUUCAGAAUCUUGAUACCAGCGAUAUUGCCGAUCAGCUCAGUAGCGUUUUUGCUAAUGUCGAUGAAAAAUUGCAGGAACUCAUGAAUAUUCAUGAUACCAUUCACCAGCAGGGUAAUCUGGAAUGGAGAAUAAUUCAUAGUGAGUUGGCCGAGAAGAUUAGGACGCUUAAUGAGCAGGUCAUUGAGAAAUUAGUGGAUUAUAUAAAGGACGGAUUAGGAGAGCAAAUUAAAAAUGCGCUCACACCGAUGACUGAUGCGAUUUAUAAGAAUCCAGCUGGAAAUGGGCCCUUAAACAGAAUAGUUGAGGGAUUAAACGCCUAUGCCAUUAAAGUUGGUCAGACUUUUGGUAAUACAGCAAAUAGUUGGCUUGACAGGCUAUUGGGUGAUAAUGACGCAAUGGUUAUUUUUGUUGAGCAGUAUAUCCAGAAUACCAAAGGCAAUGGGCAGCUGCCUGAGGAAGAGUUAGAGCGAAAGCGCAAUGAAGUGAUGCAAGCAAUCAAGCCAGAGAUAAUAGCUCUGCUUAGAGCCCCAAGUAUUCUGCCACCUACUGGACACGAACAGCAAGCGCAAGCAAAUAUAAAGUACAUUCAAGCCUAUUUUGAUAGUGUAGCCGGGGUAAUUGAGGGAGGGAAUGCGGACGACAUUGCCGGGCGAGUUGAUACUGGCCUUAAGUUGACUCUACCCCCAAUGCCAGGCAGGGAUGCCAAAGGCUAUCUCACAUCCGCCAUACAGAUACUUUUGAUACAGCUUUCUCUUAUCGUAAGAAAGAUUGCCGAUGAGUUCAAGGCAUUCGCUGGCCUAGACGGGAGCGCCUCGAAUUACAAGCUCGGGGAGAAGGUAGACGAGGCUAUUAGAGAUGUUAACAAGCUUGGACGACAAAUCAAGGAUGCGGUUGCUAACGGCGGGUCCCCAAGUGACCUCGGCAAUAAGAUUAUAACUGCACUGGAAGACAAGGUAAAUAACGGAGCCGCCCUAGCAAUUGAAACAUUUGCACAUGGUGCGUUCAAACAUGGUACCAAAAAAUUCAGGGAUUCGCUAGACCUCAAAAUUAAUGGUGCGGAUAAUAAUGGAAUCAGAAAUAGUAUUGAAAGGCAACUUGAUAAGCUUUAUAAACAUGUCGACCCCAAAUCAUCGGGUGCGAUUCAGAAAGAUAUAAAUACACUUCAGGCAAAUAUAAAUAAAGUUAAAGAUUUGCUCACCGCUAUAAAGGGAAGAGCAGGAAAAUAUGUUAAAGAUCGGGUCAGCUCCGUGACACAGCAAGUUGCCGAACUUAGGUCGAGCAUUUCUGCUAUUAAUGAGCAAGUGAAAGCCUUCAAUUUGGCUCUCGAGCAGGACGUUAAAACUGCGAAAUCCGCGGUUGAAGCAGCGCACAGCGCUAUGAAAGAUCAAAUCAGUCUGACGCAAAGUGAACUCAGCCAUGUCGUCAGUCUCGCCUUCACUGCUGUGAAAAACGGAGUGCAGGCAAUGUGGUCCAAGAAGAAUAAGGCGGAACUAGGUGAACUUAAGAAUUUAGUCGGCGAGCAGAACAAAGAAAUUAAUAAGAUAAUCGACGAUGAUAAGAAGAGCGGCGUAAAGGGCUUCAUUAAGACACUGGAGGAUGGAGAUGCAAAAUAUGAUACUGACAGAAAGGGUAAAAACAUCGAAAAGCUUACGAAUGUUGCAGGUAAAUUAAAACCAACAGAGUAUGUUAAAACACAUUUUACAGAAUUGUGUAUGAAUUUCAAACAAUUCUGGGCGCCGGUUGCAGUCUACGUCAACAAGGACAUCAUCGGGGUUAACAGGGACAAUGAUAAGAAACCUGUCGGCUCACAUGUACAAGCAUAUUCUCGCAAGAUGUUAGUAAUAUACGACAGAGUUAAUGAGUUGCUCACUCACAUCAAGGACGCGAAUAAGUAUGAUAGUGCGUUGCCUGGCCUGCUUGACAACGUUACUGAAUCAGUCUCCGACAUGAAGCCAGAAGGUUUCUCCAAAAUUUCAACUCCCGUUAUCGAUAGUAUACUCGGCGGACUAGGCAAAUUUGUGGCGGAGAUGAAGAGAGCAUACGUCUCCACAUAUGAUGGUCAGCGGUUCACAGAUCCGUUGUUUGAUAAGAAAGAAGACAGCGCCACGAAACCUGCUGCACCAAAAGCCGACCAAACUGAUGAUAAAAACGAACUAAGCGCGUAUGGCAAGAAGUGCGCAAGAGUAUGUCUCACGAUUGUAGGCAUCUUAUAUCGUGAUUUCGACGAGCUGCGAGAUAGGUGUACUAUAAAAGGCCCGUGUAAUAAAAAACGUAUUUACCUCUAUGAGUCAGCGCCCAAAAAUGUGAAGCGGGACGAAAACCUUCUUGGCCACUGGUUCCAGCGUCGUGGUUACGGGGUAAGUAAGGAGAAGAAUGGACACGAGGGCCACUUGAGAAAUGAAGACAAUUUCACUGGACAGAACAUUCAUACCCUGAUCGAGGAACAGAAUAUUAUCAGACGUCCUUCCUCAGACGAGGAUGCUUUGAGCCACGGAAUAAUUGUGCAAUUACAUGAUUACAUAUCAACUUAUUACCAAGUGUGUCACAUAACUCUACAUGAGUCACCUAAAUACCCUUGCACAAUUAGAGACAUGCUAUCAUGGAUGUCCGGCCUGCCGUAUAGAACCGUGUAUACACAAAUUCCUGCCCACUGCAAAAAACAGCUUAAUGAAGAAGACAAGUCAACUGGUAAAUUCCCGAAUAGGGAGGAUGCCGUGCUUAGUAAAACAUUGGCAUACGGCCUAGUGGACAAUCUAUCUCAUACAUGUAGAAAAUCUCUCGAUGUACUAGUAACCAUAUGUGGAAAUGGGCGUGGUUUCGAGCAGGCCGAUUAUCCUUACACGUGUAAUUUCAUGGACAAUUCGCGAGGGUUCCACUAUCCCGAAAAUGUUCCCGGCCUAUUCGAUAUGCUCACUGACGUAUGCAGACGUUUGUUACGUUCACUAAACCAUUUACGUACACGGUGCCUAUAUGCAGCAUCAAUGGGUAACGGGUGGGCGGAAUGUUCAUAUGGCCGUGACGUUUCCGGUUACCAGUGGAACUGUAACACUAACCAAUGUCCCAACCAAACGUGUCCCCAAAAGCACAACCAAAGUGCUAAGCAAACACCUAACCAAAAGUGCAACCAACACCCUAAGUGCGGUGUUAAGUCGCCACUUCAAUCUCACCUAAUGGACCAGUUACCUGGUUGCCUGCCUCAUAAAUUAGCAUCUGUUGGCUGUUCAGCUACAUGUUCGACGUGUCCAAAAAUGUCCAGCGGUCAACAAUGCAUUACCCCGAUGGGAUUCUGGGAUUUGCCCAAUUCUGCUUCUAAAAUGAGAAGCGGCAAGGAGCUGUCCGACAUGCUCGCCUAUUUUUGCAAAGAUGCCGACUCACCACUGUGCGCCCUGCUCCAUUGCUUGCAAUGCGUGAAGCCGUCGCCACCUACAACUUUGGCUGACAUGUUUGCGUUAUACUGUCAACUAUCUAGAUCAUGGCGGCCGAGUGGGUACUUUGAUGACUCUAGUUUCACAAAUCUUUUGAGCACUAAGACCAUAACAAAUUCUUUCCCAUUGAAGGAGUGGUUUCAUGGUGACUUUACUAACGCCGAUGUUACUAAUGCCUUAAUACAAUUGUAUCACUCCGACAAUGAUCACAAGAGUGCGUCCGCAAAGGGCGCUGACACAACCGCGAUCACCCACUCGGACUUAGCUAGUCUGACCGGACGAUCUAAGUGCAUUAAUUCACUCACCUGCGCUCCCUAUCUACAGCCUGUCUGCCUCAAUGCCUAUCAUACCUAUCCUCAAAAACACGCCAAGCUAUAUCUCUCUUGGUUCACAUACUUGGCAUGGAAAUUUUGGAAACUGCUUCAGGAAUUGCUAGACGCAUUCCAGCAGAUCAGCUGCAAAAAUAACGGCUGCGCCAACUGUGCCUGUAGGGCUGGAAAACAUGGCGACGAAGAUGCCUGUAAAUGCCUCGAAAAAUUUCUCGGCUACAAGGAUGGUAAUUACACCGGCUCCGGCAUCGUGUACUCGGACCUUGACAGGCUGUGCGACGGGGUGAUGGCGUUUUUGCACGGGGUGCUUAGUGGAGUGAGGGAUGAUGAAAACGUGAAGAAAUAUGAUAAUAUGCUUCAAGAACCUACUAAAAAGUUAAAUGAUGUUCUCUCCACUUUACAAUCUAAAAUUGGCUCCGGGCGUGUUGGCCUUUCGGCGUCUGUCGCCAAGGUGAAGGAGUGGUUGGGGAAAUAUAAUGAGGAAGUUGGCAACAAGACAAGAGGAGUGACCGAUGGAUUAUCUACGCUUAUAGGUAAGUUGAGUGGUGGUAAUUCAUCUGAUGCAGGUGAAAAUGUGUAUUACAAGGAAGUGGAGAAGCAAGCCGGCAACCCACUUGCCAGGCAACUGGCGGCGUGGACCAAGACACUUAGUAGCAUUUCUAGCGCACUUGAUAAUGAGGUACAAACAGAAAUUAAUAAGUUAGAUAGCGCACUUAGCGCACAAAUAAUGCACAAAAUAGAUCCGAUAACGAAGGUUAUCGCGCACCUGGAAAAGGUGGCUGGGAAUGAGGCAUUUGCCGAAAAGGUGCGCCAAGUUGACAGUGAGAUUACCACUAAGAAAGAUAGUGUCACUAAGGAAAUCAGAGUAAAAGCUGAGGCGCUUAGAGGCACAUUAAAACAAAACCUAGAUGACAUAAAUGGUAGAAUAGAUGCCAUCGGCACAGAGCGUACCACUACGUUGAAGGCCUUGAAGGAUUCAGUCCAGCAGUUGGAAACUGCUGUUACAGAGGCUAAUACAGCGGCAAUAAAAUUGGAUGAAGAGCAUGAAAAUGAGAUCGUCAAAAAACUAGAGGAGAUUAAUCCAAAGGUUCAAGCGCUUGGAACGGAAAAAAUAGCUAAUGAUCUUAGUAGCGUUUACAGCGCGAUCAGUAGCCAGUUGGAGAAGCUGGGUCGGCAAGUAGAAUCUCUGAGGACUAUUGCUGGCGCUGUUCACAGAGACGUGGACGGCGGUCUGGAAAACAUUAAGAUUGAUUUGCGAGAUAAUAUAAAUAAGCUUACGGGGCAACUUAUGAGUAAUUUUGAGGAAUAUUUUAAGCAGUACAUCACUAAAGUUAGGGACAAAGUUGGAUUAAUUAAGGAGGGAAUGACAAUAGUAGAUCCAUCGAAUGGUUCUGUUUCAAGCGGCAGCAAAAAUGGAUCCCAGCUUAAACAGGAAGCUAACUCAGUUAAGGAUGGCAUUGACGGCCUGAACAGCGGACUUAACAAGGGCGCCGCGGCUAUGGGCAGCGCAAUUCAUCAGGCUGUGGAGAACGUUAACGGCGCACUUAAUGGGUUGGAAAGCAUUAUAAUACGCGAUCUAGGUCAGGCUGUUAAAGAGAAGAUAACUCAAGAAAUAAACAAUUUGAGUGGUGGCAGUGGUAGCAGUUAUUACGGAAGCAGCAGCUAUACCGUUGGUAACGGUGUCACCGGUCACGGUAACACCGCUGAGUUUGGAAAGGGUAUGAGCUACGGUAUGAGUCUAGGUAUAAAGCACGCUAAAUCAUCCGCGUUAGGAGCCGUUUCAUCCGCCAUAGAUAAAAUUAAAAGCAGCUUCCACACAGAUUUACCAAACGUUAAUGAGCAGAUAUAUGGAACGGGUUCCGCUCCCGACUCCCUAAAAUCGAAAAUCGAUGCCAUUACAAAAAACCUGACAGACUUUUUCAAUAACGGUGGCGUAAAAAAAGAUAAUUCAGAAUUCAAUCUCACACAGGGUAAAAAAUUUGAUGCAUAUUAUCAAAAGAAAACAGCCGCCGAUGGCAUCACCGGAGUCGUUUCAAAAAUCACACAGCUUGAGAAGGUGUACCCUACCGUUGAUACGCUUGCCAAGAAUCUUGUAAAUGCGCUUGGCAUACAGGACAGUAACGCCCCCCAACUUACGGACACCGUUAAGGUUGAAGACAACCUACAUGCCAGGGUCGACGAGAAAAUAAAGGCGGCGGAUCCGCAACUCGACGAACUUUUGAAGAAGGCCGUUAAAAAGGGUAUCACAAUGUUGGACCAAAAAGUGACGGACAUUCAUACAGAACUUAAUGGUGUUUCUCCGGCGAUUGAACCGCAAAUUAACAAGCUGCAGAUUAAAACCGGUGCCGGUCCAGACAAUAUCCAAACGCAAAUAUCCGAGCUUCAGAAACAAAUCACGGAGCUCAAAACACUGUUAAACGGCGUUAACAACAAGGCCCGGAGUACUAUAAAGACACAGGUGACGUCCAUGAGAGAGCAAGUUGGCAAGCUUAAGCGGAGCAUCGAGCAAAUUAAUUUGGAAAUUAAAGCCUUUAAUUCAUCUCUUGAAGAAUCAAUAAAGCAGGCCAAUCAGGCCGUUACCACCGCCCGCCAACAACUGGGCUCUGGCAUCGACGGCCUGCAGCGUGAACUCACUCAACAAGUCAACACAGCCUUCAAAGAAGUGUAUGACAAGGUGAAAGAGAUGUUUAACCAAGGGCAUAAGGAGGACUUGGCGCAGCUCAAGAAAUUGGUCAGCGAGCAAAGUGAAGAAAUAAGGAAGUUGAUUGAAGCUGAGAAGAUCAGCGGCCUGAAAGGGUUAAUGGCAAAAAUGUACGAGACGGGUGGAAGUAAAAUACUGGAAUUAAAACUUGAUGGUGUUCAGGAGAAUAAAAGGUUCGAAACGCUUUCAGAGAGAUUUAAAGGAUAUUUAUCACUAAUCGUCGACUAUAUCACGAAGCAAGUCACGCCUCCAAGUUCGUCGCCACCCAACUCCACAACCAAAGAGCCAACCAAAAUGCUGGGUGAAGUGCAAAGUAAACUUGUCACUUUACUUGAAAAUCUUGGCAGAUCAAAACACUUCGAUAAUGUUUUCGUAACUCACUUACAAUCGUUUUCCAAUGAACUCGACAGAUUCACGCCAUCUCAAUUCGCCGGCCCGGAGAACGCUUUGCUCCUUGACUCGCUUAGAGAUGGGCUGCAGAAAUUGCGUGAUCAACUCGACAGGGCGUACGUGAGUGCGUACUCGGGAGAGCAGAUAAACAACAAAAACAAAGAUAAGUGUGCCAACGCCUUUGUAACAUGUCUGCCAACAAUCAACCGUGACCUGUGGAAGCUGAAGUACGGGUGUAAAAACAGUUGGAAAUUCAAUAAAAUCUAUGACUCCGAUUCCGAAUCUCUCGGUGCAUUCUUAAAAGGUUGUGACUACACAGUGUCUACAGACGCAGACAAACAGGACGGUGAAUUGAAAAAUGACAACAAUAAUAUGCUUGGCGCUAAUGUAGCAUUCCUUCUGACGAAAGAUACUAAAUUGUUCAAGAAAACUAGCCAAAAUGACUCCGACGUUCUUCAAAAACUCGUCGAUCACAUAAAAUCAUAUAACCAAGUCGGUCACGUUAAACACAUCCCGUCACCUAGAACCCCUUGCAGCAUUUACGAAAUGCUUACAUGGUGUACCGGCCUGCAGUACAACAGUGUGUACGAUAAGUUAGUAGCAUACUGUAAUGACUACGAUACCAAAGAUGACGCCUAUCUGUCGUAUAGAUUGUCAAUUGCCGUGACAUAUCAGUUACCUAGCCUAUCUACAUAUUCACAUGAUUUAUUAACUACUAUCCUUGGCACCGGUGAUGAACACACUACGUACGCAUCUGACUUUGCCAAUAACUCUCUUGAAUUCAAUUACCCCGCUAGUCCAGCGGCCUGUCUUGACACGCUUCUUGACAUUUUACGUAGAUUAUUCCCUGUGUUUAGGUACAUGCUCAGGCAAUGUAAGUUCAGUGCUCAGCACGCUGGUUGGUCCGACUGUGAAUACGGCAGGGACAUAGCGCUAGCCAAGUGGCCGUGCAAAGCUCAUCCCACCGCCAAACCAAACGGACAGUCAACGAUGAAACCAAAUGGUCAGUCAACAACCGAACCUACGUGCCAACCAACGUCUCCAUUAAUGUCUUACUUAAACGAUUGCCUACCUGGGCAGCUACCGCACCAACUGAUAUCGGUUGGUUGCACGGCGAAAUGUAUUACGUGUUCACCCGGUUCGAGGGGAAUGCCUUGUUUGACACCUCUCGGAUUUAGGGGUUUCUCGGGAAGUAGGAAGAAGGGUAGAGACCUGUGUACUGUGCUUGACAAGUUCCUAAGUAAUGAGUAUGUUACAUGCCUCUUCACGCUGGGGCCCAAACCACCAUCCACAUUGCCGGAACACUUCCAGUUUGUAUUGUCACUGGUUAAGGGUAUAAACGUAUCAUCGAUACCAAAUCAGAUUCACAGUGAAACACUGGUAGGUGACUUCUCCACAUCUAUGAACGACGUGUCCAUUAAUUUGUAUUCUCAAACAGAAGAGUUUACCAAUGCUUUGACUAAAGCAUACGGUUCGACGUCUCCCAAUCACGGUCAGUGUGACCAUUCUCAUCUUAGGAAUCUCACAAUGUAUGAUAGCUGCAAAGAGAAAAAGAACCCGGACAUCAAGUGCGCCCCUUUCCUCUCCACGUUGUGCCAUCAUUCGUAUCGUUACCUAGCGAAGAAGAACUGCAAGUUGUACCUCUCCUGGGCAUUGUAUCUCCCAUGGACAUUCUGGGACCUACUGAACAAUCUCUACGAUGAGUUCUGUAACAUAAAUUGUCCAGAUUGGGGGUGUCGUGGUUGCUUGAGAGGCGAUAAAUGCAAGAAAGGAAAGCAUGGCGUCAUUGAUAAAGAAAAGCAAGAUGCGAUUUGUCAGUGUCCGUCAAUCGUAGGGUGCAAGGGUGUAUCACCAACACUAUAUAAAUAUGGAUUUAUGUUUGGGCACGCCUCAAAAUUGAAUGCUGGUCAUUUGUCGAAGAGGUGUUCCGAUUUCUGUCAACAGCUGUCUCACUUACUGAAAUCUAAAUAUUUCACAGAUCUAUUUGACGAAUGCGACAUGUUCCUCUGGAAGAUCAGAGAACCCUUCUCCCAGACGUUAUUAGCCCUCUGGUCGCUCUCGCUCCUGUACCUGCUGCACAUCGCCGUCGUCCGCCUCGACGUCCUGAGGAUCCGCUCCCACCUGAGAUCACCCGCAAGCCACCGCAUCGCCGCGCAGUCGCUCCUCGCCGCCGCACGCGUCAAGGCACUCGCCAACGUCAAGUACUUCUCACCGUAA